Penicillium diatomitis is the source of this 2463-nucleotide messenger RNA. It is a transcript of the gene ace1, whose product is annotated as putative C2H2 transcription factor (Ace1). The coding region runs from base 1 to 2463 and encodes 820 amino acids. The transcript is spliced from 4 exons. NCBI's taxonomy places the organism in Eukaryota, Fungi, Ascomycota, Eurotiomycetes, Eurotiales, Aspergillaceae. The record is from RefSeq and is a predicted model, not a curated record.
AUGGUAUCUCCGCAAUUCGAGUCAGCUCGGCUGCAUCCGCGACGUCGGCCUGUGGUCAACACAUCCCUCGAUUCGACAGUUGCUGAUGCAGACUCGGCUCUUUCCAAAAUGCAGCUGAAGAAGGGCGAGACAUUCAACGCACCAACUAGCCCCCCUUCUGCUGAGAGCGAUCCUGUCAUGAGUAUUCGAUCGCUUCCUCAUCGAUCGCCAACUUCUCUCGACGCUCUGGCUGCUGAUGAAGAGAGUAUGGCAUCCAUUUUCGAGCGUCUAAACCUCGAUGAUAAGUGUGAUCUCCAGAGCAGGUCCACAGGUGUCCAAAAGGAAUCCAAAAUGUCUGCAUCGGGGAACCGGGUUGAGGCACAGCAGCAAGACGACGGCCACGAUUCCGACAGCGGACUUGGGUCAUCAGUGAGUAGCUGCGACUCAGUGCCUGAGGCCAGCGAGAAAGAGAUGAAGGACGUCUCCGCGACGGAGGACUCAUCUGCCUAUAAUUCUCUCCCGUCUUCGCAAGGCUUCAGCCCUAAACGUGAAUUGCCCCUUUCAGCGUGCAAACAAAUUGAACGCUAUCUUUUGCUGCCACUACUGAAGGAGUCCAAACUUCAACCUUUUCAUCCUCUCCUCAAAACUGUUCCAACUCGCAUCGCCAACAAGCAAAUUGCCUGUCUUCGCGAUCUUGAGAAAAUCCUCUUGUGGCUCGCACCCAACUUCUCACCUUCACGACACGCCUACUUGACAUUCUGCGAGUACACAAUCCAGUGUCUCCACACCGCGGUCUCUCACCUGAACGCCAACGAUCAGCGUCUUCCAGCUGAUCGUCCAUACACGAACGGCUACUUCCUCGACCUAGUUACGCAGGUCCGCCGUCUCGCCGCCAUGGUUCAGGCGACUUCCGGAAAAGGCAAGGGACGUGUGUCCGAGAACGAGGAGAUGAAUGGUGUUUCUGUUCCCUCUGCCACCCUUAAUGGUGGCCUAACCGUCAAUGGCCGUGUCGCCGAGCUGGUGAUCCUGAAGGAUGGCGAAGUCAUCUCGAUGGCCACCGGCAAGCCCUACCAAGGGCCUUCGGCGAUCAAGCGUGCCCACGGCCCUAGCGAGGCCGACGAGGAGGCGCUUGACGAGGGUGUCAUGCGGUCGAUGGCCCGUCGCAAGAAGAACGCACCGCCCAUGGACAUCAACCAGAAGUGCGAUCACUGCGACAAGGUCUUCAAGCGGCCAUGCGACCUGACCAAGCAUGAGAAGACCCACUCGCGCCCCUGGAAGUGCUCCGAGGUGACCUGCAAGUACCACCAGGUCGGCUGGCCCACCGAGAAGGAGCGGGAUCGCCACGUCAACGACAAGCACGCGGCCUGUCCCGUCCUCUACCACUGCCAGUACGUGGACUGCACCUACACCUCCAAGCGGGAGAGCAACUGCAAGCAGCACAUGGAGAAGUCGCACGGAUGGACCUACCAACGAUCCAAGAACAACUCCAAGAAGGGCAAGAACGGCCAGUCUGUCAAGGACGAAUCUGAGCAGCAUUCCCCUGCCGGUGCCGAUGAGAUGUCUCCCACUUCUGGCCUGACCGACUUCAACACUCCCAUCGUUGGUCCCACUCCGUCACCCUUUGAGCCAUCUCUCACCUUCUCCGACCGUGGUUCGUCUUACAUCAACUUUGCGGAUCCACCUGCGCCAGCUCAGGGCAAUGGCUACUCCAGCUUGUUCGACCAGGGUGUUGUCCAGCAGCCUGAGGGUGCCAUGUCUUACCAGUCGCCCCCGGAGAUCGCCCCUUUCUUCCAGACUUCUCCCGGUUAUGAGACCUCUCCUGACGCCACCCGAGCUACGAGCCUCGACUUCACCGCAGACGAUGUUGUGAACUUUAGCAACUUGAACAAUUUGCAGGCUCAAUUUGCCGGUGGCCGGCCUGACGAACUUGUCUCUGACCUGGCGAUGCACCAGUCAAUCGUUGCAUCCAUGUCUUCCGUGCCAUCUCUCUCUGGCUCCGCGUCUGCGUCUAUGAGCGACUCUCCUCCUGCCGCUGCUGCUCUUGGAACCGAUCCAUGGCAAGACCUGGAUUGGCAGCCUAAUUACUCUGUCCAGGCCAACGGCAACAAUGGGUACAAUGGUAACGACGGCUACAACACCACCGCUGACCUCAGCGACGGUAAGCCCAUUAUGAUGGCCGGUCUCUCACCCACUGCUCAAGGUCACCUUAUGUUGCUCUCCCCCGACAAUGGCUUCGCCGCUUCAAACAUUAGCGCGUCCUUCCCUUACGGUGGUCAGAAUAUGCAACAGAACAUCCAGCAGAAUAUUCAGCAGCCCAUGCAGCAACCCCUGCAGCAACCUAUGCAGCAGAAUAUUCAGGACUUUGAAGGUCAGCAUGUGCAAGACUUCACCCUUUUCGACCAGCCGAGACCCGUCAUCCCCAUCGACUUCCCUGGUCCCUCCUACGACUGGCUCGGCACAGGAUGGAUGAUUGAGAAGUCCUAG